Molecule: messenger RNA, 1977 nt
Organism: Mercurialis annua (annual mercury)
Lineage: Eukaryota; Viridiplantae; Streptophyta; Magnoliopsida; Malpighiales; Euphorbiaceae
Exons: 6
Coding region: 1-1977 (658 amino acids)
Source: RefSeq, a predicted model, not a curated record
AUGAAGAGGCUGAAUGUUCAUUUUGUGAAAAAUGACACGAAGAGGAUAAGGGCGGCAUGCCAUGUUGGCUGCCCUUGGAGGUUCUUGGCAAGCAUUGAUGGGAGGACUGAAAGCCUGAUGGUGAAAACCUACAUUCCUGAGCAUAUGUGCUAUAUCACAAAUACAAAUCGCAUGGCCACAAGUAAGUUUCUGGCUAAGCACCUGAGGAACAGGCUAAUUUCUCAGCCUACCAUAAAACUUGAAGACCUGAAGGCUUUGUUUAGAGCAGAAUUGAAGCUGAAAGUUAGUAAAACAAUGUGCCAGAAUAUCAAGAAAAGAUUGUAUCAAGACUCGGAAACAGUUACAAUGGAGGAGUACAGGUGCUUGUUUGACUAUGGGGAAGAGCUCGGAUUAAGUAAUCCAGGGACUACUUGCAUAAUUAGGGGCACUAGGGAGGAUGGAAUUGAGGUGAAUCGUUUCAAACGAAUGUAUGUCUGUUUGGCUGCAUGUAAACAAGAGUGGAUGGCUUGUUGUAGGAAGAUAAUUGGAAUGGAUGGGUGCUUCCUUAAGGGAUUGUGUAUAGGACAAUUGAUGUGUGCCAUUGGACGUGAUGGGAACAACCAGAUGUUCCCUAUAGCGUGGGCUGUGGUCCAAGUUGAAAACCAUGACAACUGGGGCUGGUUUAUAAGGUUAUUGGCAUAUGAUUUGCAGCUUCAGAGGGGAGAUGGAUUAGUGAUCAUCAGCGAUAUGCAGAAGGCUGUAAAUAAUAUUCCACACUGUUCUUCAUUUCAGGGGUUGGAGAGUGCUAUACACAACCAACUUCCAUUGGUUGAGCACAGGCGUUGUGCACGCCAUGUAUAUGAUGCACUAGCUAAAAGAUGGAAAGGAGAGGACAUGAAACUGGGGUUCUGGACAUGUGCAAAAUCAACUUUUGAACAGCAACUAAGACAUAAUUUGAAUAAGCUUGAACUUAUGGGAGUUGGAAUGGCCAAACGAUACAACAACCUUGCAGAAACUUUUAAUGGCUGGAUCCUUGAUGCACGUUGCUUGCCCAAAAUAAGUAUGCUAGAGGCAAUAAGAGUUCAAGUCAUGACAAGGUUGCAUGUGAAGAGGGUUGCUUGCAUGACAUGGAUAAAUGACAUAGGCCCCAGAGCAAUGAAACAGCUUGAAAAAAGUAAGAAUAUGUCAAACGAUUGGGUGACUUUGGGAAAUGGGGACCACAGCUAUGAGGUCACCAGUGUUGCAAGUCGUGAUCCAGAAGACUAUGUGCAUGACUGGUACAAGGUGGGCAAAUAUAAAGAAGCUUACCAGUACAUGCUACAACCUGUCAGAGGAAAGAUCAUGUGGCCUGAAAGUGGUCUUGACCCUCUCGAGCCACCUCUGUAUAGGAGGAUGCCAAGCAGACCAAAGAGGGCAAGAAGAAGAGACAAACACGAAACCAAAAAGGUUGGGCCAAUUGGCAGGCAAGGAUGGGUCAUGAGGUGCAAAAUAUGUUGUCAACUAGGACAUAACUCAAGAGGAUGCCCUAACAGGGACCCUACACUCCCAACUAGACCAGCUAAACCAAGAAAGAAAGCCAAUGGAGCCUCGACAUCACAAGUGGUGAGAAGAUCAGCUCAAUUGGUUGCAGAAUUUGGUACAACAAGAAAGAGAAAGAGAUCAUCUGCAAGAGUACUACCUGAUGCACCAGUAGUUGAAGCCCAUGUUGCACCAGCAGGAAAUGAGGCUCAUGGUGCACCACCAGGCCAGGAAGCUCAUGGUGCACCAGCACAGGAGGCUCAGGCUGCACCACCACAGGAGGAACAUGAUGCUGCUUUAUUGUUUGCGGAUAAUGCUGCACCAUUGGAAGAGGAACAUGAUGGACCUUUGGAAGAGGAACAUGUUGCACCAGAAGAUCAGAUGCAUGCUGCACCAGAAGAUAAGAUGCAUGAGGCACCAAAAGAAGUACAGCAUGAGGUCAUCGAUUUCACUCAACCAGAAGGAAUGGAUCUCACAUAA